Messenger RNA from Geodia barretti, 959 nucleotides. Lineage: Eukaryota; Metazoa; Porifera; Demospongiae; Tetractinellida; Geodiidae. The record is from the annotation of a GenBank genome assembly.
AUGAGCCGUCAGUUCAGUUGUGACACUGUAGAGGCGGUUGGAGCGGUCCUGAACGACUGGAGCAAGGCGUUGGACGAACGGUUCCGUGCCCUUUUCACCCUCAGAGGAAUAGCCACCCGCGAGGCCAUCGCUCAGAUCGCGCGAGGCUUCUCCGACCCCUCGGCGCUCCUGAAGCACGAGUGUGCCUACUGCCUGGGCCAGAUCGGGGACCCUGCGGCACUCGGAGUUCUGACUCGAGUCCUCGGAGACAAGGACCAGGACCCGAUGGUGAGGCACGAGGCCGGAGAAGCACUGGGAGCUAUCGGGGACCCGAGCUGCGGGCGGAUACUGGAGGAGCACUCGAAGGACGCAGCCCAAGAGGUGGCCGAGACGUGCCAGAUAGCGCUGGAGCGACUCCGAUGGCUGAGAUGUCCGGAGCGGGAGAGUUUCGUAGAUACCAACCCGUACUCCUCCGUGGAUCCGGCUCCUCCGCUGACAACCGGGGACGUCCGUCAAUGGCAGGAGAUGCUAAACGACACUUCACACUCUCUGUUCUCCCGCUACAGAGCGCUGUUUUCCCUGAGGAACCACGGCGGGCCCGACGCCGCGCUGGCCCUCGCGACGGGGCUCGGUGACUCGAGCGCUCUGUUCAAGCACGAGAUUGCCUACGUUCUGGGACAGAUGAAGGAGCCGGGAGUGGUCUCGGCCCUCAGUCGCUCUCUGCGGGACCCCUCUGAGGAGGCCAUGGUGAGACACGAGUGUGCGGAGGCCCUGGGCUCCAUAGCCACGCAGGAGUGUCUGGAGAUUCUGAGGGAGUUUCGUGGAGACGGGGAGAGGGUGGUGAGGGAGAGCUGCGAGGUGGCUCUUGACAUGCUGGACUACGAGAAGAGCUCAGAGUUCCAGUAUGCAAAUACUGUGCGACUCAGUGACGUUACAACCACCCACUGAUUGUUUCCUUCCGUUCAUUUGCAGUUGAUUAU